Molecule: messenger RNA, 2932 nt
Organism: Pseudogymnoascus verrucosus
Lineage: Eukaryota; Fungi; Ascomycota; Leotiomycetes; Thelebolales; Thelebolaceae
Gene: VPS34
Product: Phosphatidylinositol (PI) 3-kinase
Exons: 3
Coding region: 78-2813 (911 amino acids)
Biological process (GO): autophagosome assembly; endocytosis; phosphatidylinositol-3-phosphate biosynthetic process
Cellular component (GO): phosphatidylinositol 3-kinase complex, class III, type II; phagophore assembly site; phosphatidylinositol 3-kinase complex, class III, type I
Molecular function (GO): 1-phosphatidylinositol-3-kinase activity
Source: RefSeq, a predicted model, not a curated record
CUUGGAGGUUAUCCGGUGCAACAGACUUUGCUUGUAUAAUAUUUCUAUCUUCUGAUAUAUUCUGAGGAGAAUGUAUCAUGGAUCCUUUUUCUUUUGCAAGCUCUGAGGCCUUAGAGCUACCUCUUAAUGUGAAGAUUGUGCGCCUCGAAGGAGAACAGACCCAGAUCCCAUUUUCGACUUUAAUAAAGAGACCCGACCUGCGACAUAUAGGAUCAAAUAUCAGCCCUCAUUCAGACCUCUACUUGACUGUGCAGCUAUGGGCCGACUCGAAGCCUCUUACAGUCCCAGUGCGAACUCCAUAUAAGCCGUUCAAGAAUGAGAGGAAAUGGGGGAACUGGUUGACACUGCCUGUUACAUUCAAUACGCUUCCCUUGACGGCGCAACUCGCGAUUACUGUCUGGGACGUUUCUCCCGCCGGUGGGGAUGGAGCUCAAGGACACUCGAUACCCUUCGGCGGAACCACAUUUCCUCUUUUCGAUAAGGAAAAUACAUUGCAGAAAGGUCGACAGCUAUGCCACUUGCACCGGCGCAAAGCCGCCGACGGGUUGGCCGGGACAUCCACUCCAUCGUCAUUGCCGACGCGCCGGAGCGAAAAGAAUGGAAAGUCGGAGAACGGACUGGUGGAUAAGGAGCAGGAAGAAGCUGAGAGGUUAGAAAAGCUGCUGAAGAAGCAUGAGAUGGGAGAAAUUCCUCGGGUGGAGUGGCUUGAUCAACUGGUUUUCCGCAACAUCGAAAAACAAAACAUUCUCUCGUCAAGCCCGUCAGCCAGGUCGCUGCAGAACAGACGUUCGAAAACGGACGGCGACAUCACCACGCUCGACGGGGAGGUUGAAGCUGAUAUUGAGAACGAGGUAUUCACGUUGCAUAUUGAGCUACCACGCUUCGAUUUCCCAGUCGUAUUUUCUGACCACGAGUACCCGCCUCCACCUAUAUCUUCGAUGCAGCACUUGUCCUCAUCGCAAAACAACAUUCUUAAGCCACCACCAGUAGUUUAUUUUGGACCAGGUGUCGAUGGGAAAGGCGAGGAUGGGUCGUUUGGAGGACGCCUUGUGCGUAUAUAUGACCCCGAGGUAGGCUCCCGAGACAACCCCGCCGAAACCAAGCAUCGUCGACUCGUGCGUGGCCACAGAACAGGGGCAAUGGACCGUGACCUAAGGCCGAACGCGAGAUUCCGUGACGAGUUGAAUCAGAUUGUUGGAUCACCUCCGACCCAUGCACUAUCGCCAGAUGAGAAGGAUUUGAUUUGGAAGUUCAGACAUCAUCUUACGAAAGAUAAGAGGGCAUUGACCAAAUUUGUUAAAUCGGUCAACUGGCAAGAUAAUAGCGAGGCUAGGCAAGCUGUUCAGCUCCUCUCGAAAUGGACUGAGAUCGAUGUCGACGAUGCUCUUGAGCUCCUGGGUCCAAGCUUCGAUAAUUCAGAUGUGAGAGCAUACGCAGUUGACCGUCUACGAAAAUCCGACGACGAUGAACUGUUGCUCUACCUACUUCAACUAGUCCAGGCCCUCAAGUUUGAACAUAAAACACCAAAUUCAUCAGAUGAGCCUAAAGCAGACUCUUCUCUCGCCCAAUUCCUCAUUGCACGAGCCGCGAAGAGCUUCAUGCUCGGUAACUACUUCCAUUGGUAUCUCAUGGUCGAAUGCGAUGACAAGAGCCCUGGACAGCCCCCACAAUACCGCAAGCUCUUUGCAAAGGUCGAAUAUGACUUCAUGAUAGAACUAGAGAAGACACCCACCGGCAAGGAAACCCGAAAGGUACUCCUCCGGCAAGCCGAGUUCGUCGCCGUCAUAUCCAAGAUCUCGCUCGAGAUAAGCGCCAAAGGAGGUCCAACUAUAGCCAAAAAGGCGGAGCGAGCCAAACAAUUCCUCAUGGAUCCGAAGAACGAGCUGAUCAAUAUCGACCCCCCUCUACCUCUCCCACUCGACCCAUCCAUCCUAAUAAGCGGCGUCUACCCCGAAGAAACAGCCGUCUUCAAAUCCUCUCUCUCCCCCCUAAAAAUGGCCUUCCGCACCUCCUCCGGGCGCCACUACCCCAUCAUCUUCAAGACCGGCGACGACCUCCGCCAAGACCAGCUCGUCAUCCAAAUCAUCACCUUAAUGGACCAGCUCCUCCGCAAAGAGAACCUCGAUCUCAAGCUCUCCCCCUACAAGAUCCUCGCCACUGGCGCCACCGCCGGCGCCGUGCAAUUCGUCCCCUCCUCCUCCCUCGCCGCCAUCUCCACCAAACACCGCAGCAGCGGCCAACCCCCCAUCCUCACCUACCUACGCACCCACAACCCCGACGCCACUGCCCCCCUCGGCGUCCGGAAGGAGGCAAUGGACACCUACGUCAAGUCGUGCGCGGGAUACUGCGUAAUCACCUACCUCCUCGGCGUCGGCGACCGACACCUCGAUAACCUCCUCCUCGCUCCCUCGGGGCACUUCUUCCACGCCGACUUCGGGUACAUCCUCGGGCGCGACCCGAAGCCGUUUGCGCCGCUGAUGAAGCUGGGCUCGGAGAUGGCGGAUGGGAUGGGGGGACAGCAGGACGAGAAUUGGGCGAGGUUCAAGGAGUACGCGUUCACGGCUUAUGCGGCGCUGAGGAAGCAGAGCGGGCUGGUGCUAAAUCUAUUUGGGCUGAUGGUGGAUGCGAAUAUUCCUGAUAUCCGCGCGGAGCCGGAGAGGGUGGUGGAGAAGGUUAUGGAGCGGUUUAUGUUGGAGAUGAGUGAGGAGGAGGCGAUUAGGGGGUUUGAACGCAUUAUUGAGGAUAGUGUGGGGGCGAUUUUUCCGGUGGUUAUUGAUCGUUUGCAUGGGAUUGUGCAGCAUUUCCGGACGUAGGGGAUGGGUAUGGGGGUUGGCAGUAUGGUGUAUUGGUGUUUGAUGUGGUAGGCGAUCGCAGACAGCAUUUAUAGAGCAAAACAGAUGUUAUAUUGUACUGCACUAAUAAUAUUGACGAC